Aspergillus calidoustus is the source of this 351-nucleotide messenger RNA. The record is from the annotation of a GenBank genome assembly. Lineage: Eukaryota; Fungi; Ascomycota; Eurotiomycetes; Eurotiales; Aspergillaceae.
AUGGAGACAGAAGUGUGGAACUGGCAUGAGCCGGGUGCCGAAUGGGUUGGCGUCGACCCAACGGCGCCACCCCAGCGUAGGCUCGGGGUCCGACCCCGAAGGACCCCGUUAACACCAGAGCAGGUUCAGUACUGGAUUCGAUUUGCACUAAGAAUCAGGGGGAUCCCACUUUCCGAAGUCUUUGAAGACGAGGAAGAUAUAGAAGCAAGCCCCAACGGGGCAGCCUCCGCGGCUAUGCCGGUGGCUCCCGCGACCUCAAUACCAGAUUACCCCCACGGAAGCAGCCUCCGCGGCUGCGCCUAUACACUCAGCCACUCCCGUGCUAGCUCUUACUUCACUAAUACUAACUAA